Trametes versicolor FP-101664 SS1 is the source of this 874-nucleotide messenger RNA. Its product is annotated as Aldo/keto reductase. NCBI's taxonomy places the organism in Eukaryota, Fungi, Basidiomycota, Agaricomycetes, Polyporales, Polyporaceae. The record is from RefSeq and is a predicted model, not a curated record. Gene Ontology annotation, molecular function: oxidoreductase activity. The transcript has 8 exons. The coding region runs from base 30 to 812 and encodes 260 amino acids.
AGCUGCGGGACGGAAAUGAAAUCCCACUCAUGGGCUUCGGAACUUACGAGAUGGAAGGCAAAGAAGCCUACAACGCCGUCCGCUGGGCUCUCGAGGCAGGCUACCGCCACAUUGACUCCGCGGAGUGGUACUACAACGAAGCAGAGUGCGGGCGCGCGAUCCGCGACUUCUGCGCCGCCACGGGCACGCCCCGCGCGGCCGUCUUCUUCACCACGAAGCUGAUGAGCAACAGCGGGUACAGCGCGGCGAAGGCCGCGCUCCGUACGUCGCUCAAGAAGUGCGGCCUCGACUACAUCGACCUCUACCUCAUCCAUGGCCCGAUUGGCGGCCCGCAGAAACGUGCGGACAGCUGGAAGGCGGCUGUGGAGGGCAAGGCUGAGGGCCUGGUGCGCAGCAUCGGCGUGAGCAAUUACGGCGUGCGGCACCUUCAGGAGAUGGUCGAUGCAGGCGUCGAGUUGCCUGCACUCAACCAGAUCGACCUCCACCCCUUUAUGACGCGCACAGAUAUCGUCGAUUUCUGCAAGAAGCACGAGAUCGCACUGGAGGCAUGGGCCCCUCUUGUGCGCAGCCUUCGCUUCCGGCACCCGAAGAUCGUCGGGCUGGCCAAGAAGUAUAGCAAAGAUCCCGCUCAUAUCCUCCUCCGCUACUCCUUGCAGAAGGGGUUCAUCCCACUCCCGAAGUCCUCAUCCAAGGCUCGGAUCGAGUCAAACCUACAAGUCUUCGACUUCGAGCUGAACGACCAAGAGAUUGCGGAGUUGGACGCCUUGGACGAAUAUCUGGUGACCGACUGGGACCCUACAAACACCCCGUGAAUAGGCGAAAACAGCUAGUAUUAUACAUCAUAUUUGUACAACAACAUUACAAUGCACACGAA